This is a messenger RNA of Belonocnema kinseyi, 3685 nucleotides long. RefSeq lists its product as uncharacterized. Bases 420 to 1637 code for a protein of 405 amino acids. The transcript has 8 exons. Lineage: Eukaryota; Metazoa; Arthropoda; Insecta; Hymenoptera; Cynipidae. The record is from RefSeq and is a predicted model, not a curated record.
UAUUCACUAUAGGUUUAUUUGUUUAUGUCCAUGUUAUGAUCAUUUUGCUACCUCAUAGGUGUCGAAUAAAUUUUCUUCCUCAUAGAGGAAGUCUUUUUUCAAAAAAAAAAGUUGACGCACUUUCAAUAAUUUUCAAGGUUAUGUUCCUGUCUUACGGAAAAUUAGACAAGCCAUUAAAAGCUGAAAUGAUCGGUCAUUCACCUCAGAUUUAAUGAAUCUCCUGUGUUUAAUACAAUGAUUUGCAUCGUAAAAGGUAAAUUGCCCUCAUUUGUCAAUCAGUUACAACACACGAAACGGAACAGACCAGUUUAUCGAGCACUGUUCAAGAGAAGAGUCCGCGAUAGCCAAAUAUUAAUUUCAAAAAAAUCUUACUCUAAAAGGAAAGUUUCAGGCUAUAAAGUGACUUAAAAGAGGGAGAAAUGAGGACAGCACGGGAAUUGAUUGCAUUUUUCUUUGCAAUCUUUAUCGGAGUAGUCGCUGCUGUACCUGUUCAAUUUUCAAAUGGUCCACUGGAACGUAUAAAUAUUCCGCGAGAAAAAUUAAAUGAAAUGUGUGACAUACGUGGAGAUACUCUGUAUAAGAAUAUACUUAACUUUGACUCAUCGCUAGGUGCACACCUGUCAUUUUUCUUUGAAGCUAGACCAAAUGGAAGUUUGCCCGACGAAAUUAGAUGGACUCAAGAACGUCAAAAUGAGUGUGAAAAAGAUUCUAUCUCAACAUUUAAGUUACAACGUCUAGUGAAUACAGUUCAGCUUUGUAUGAACGAAACCGAUCGUGUAGAAUAUGAUGAAGAUCCAAAAUUUAUGACCAGACUACUGAAAGAACUUUGCAAACUCUAUAGUCAAGGUGGACGUAAAAUUCCUGAUGUUCCUUGCAUUAAAAGUACAAAGAAACAGCAUCACGUCAGCAGAAGGACGUUUGUAGAAAUUGAUACUAUUCUUCUUCCACUGAUUUAUAACACCGAAGAGUGCAGUGAAGUGCGAAACUUCUUCAGCUGCCUGGAAGAAGGAGUGGAAAAUAAUGAAACUGACAUAGUAAAUGAAAUAGAACUUGCACGAAAUAUAUUAUUUUAUUCUCUAUACGGCUGCAGCGACCCAAAGCCUUUUGUCGAAGCAUUCAGCCUCAACAAUGUUGUGACAAAUACACAAUUUCUCUCCAGAAGUAAAAGAACGGUGCAAUUCUCUUCAAGUAAAUCAGGUCUGAAAAAAAUCUGUGAGAAGAAAGGAGCUUCUCUGUUGAAGAAAUUUGAUAUUGCUGUGGAAGAAUUCAUAACAGUUUUUAAAAAGAAGCAACUUUUAAUGUCUUUAUCAGCAGAUUUACAAAAUGAAACUUGCUCUGAUGAUACAGAGAUAAGACAGUCUUUCGAUAAACUGUAUGACGCUGUGAAGGAUUGCCUAGUGGGGCAAGAUCUCUUAUAUGGCGAAGAGGAACGAAAAAAGUUUGCUGAAAGCUUUAAAGUCAUGUGUUAUGUCGUGGAUAGUACUCUCUAUAUCAGCUCUCAUGACAAAGAAUGCUUCACUGACUAUGGAAAAAUGUUAAAAAUGUCAAUGUGUGAACAGAAUUCGUCUAGUGUACCUUUGACGUCCGAUGUUGUCCCUCAAGUAUGCAAAUGCGGUUCAAAACGAUCAAACACCUGAAGCAUCCGACAAUGGUCGAAAACAGUAUCCUCCCGCAAAACUCUGAUACCCAUAACGCAAAGCAGAAACGUGCUAAUUUUCUGACCCUGCACCUACACCUCGACGUCCCGUGGAACCCACAACGCUUUUCAGAAGAGGGUUGAGUUCUUCUGAUCAUAGUUCCAAAAGACGCCGAAGGGCUGGAAGGGCCGGUAAGAUAAGAAAACUACUCGAACUUCGACUUGUACGAUCCGCCUGAAUUAGAAGAAGAGAAACCCCGAUUAAUUUGCUCCCGUAACUUCCAAAGUCGAACCUUUUUCCGGGAUCCGAAAGAAAAGACGUGCAUCCUCCAGAAGUUCAUUAACAGCUAAAUGUAGUAGAGUUUAAAUUCGAGUAUGGAAGGAGUUAACAAUAGCCAGCAAUUUAUUGAGGCCAAGGGUAAAAGAACCUUUCUCUAGCUGCCUUGUUGCUGAGGCUGCUACCGAGUUGCGACCCGUGGUCAAAAAAAUAUCCGAAUUGCGGCCCGCGGUCACUUUUGGCCUGGUUGAGUUUCACCUCGACGUUUCUUCACCCACUCCACCACCAAAUGAAUAAGCUCAAAGUUGAAGCUUUAAAAGAUGUGCAAAUAGAUGUUUACAUGAAAAUGCGAAGUAUUGGAAAGAGGAGGAAAGAGAUUUAAAAAAAGAAGAGCUUUAAAAAUAUAUGUUAUUGUUGCAAAGCGGUUCGUUAAGUAGAUUCAAAUUCGUCCGUAAAGUUUCACGUAAAUUAUUACCAGCCUAGGUUUUAGCUCAAAGUGAAAUAAAUACCUAAUACAUGGAAAAUUAUAUAGCUCCUCUUAGAAUUUAUUUCACUUGACGACAGCUUCCAGUAGCUUAAUUAUUUAUAUUUUAUUUAUUUUUGUAGUAAAGUAUUUAUAGAAUUAACUACAGCUUUUUGUAGCUUAAUAAUUCACAUUUUAUUACAUAGUAUAUUAUUAUUGUUAGUACUGUAAUUGUCACUUUUUUAUAACUAUCACUGACAAUGCAUAUUUCCCAAAAUUUUUUAAACACGCCAGCAUAAUGAAUCUACUUAUAUAGUAAAAGCUGCCAAUCCUAAGCCUGGAAAAAGUGUGAAGAAAAAAUGAUAGUCAACACUUGCAUAAAAGCAUUUAAAGUUAAGGAGGAAAGUGCCAAGUAGAGGGGGUAAGGAGAACUGUAGGGAUACGAGUCCCUUGAAUCGACCACCGUCUGCAACUCGGAUUUUCGUCUUAAGGAAAAUUGACCACGGGCCGCAACUCGGCUACACCAGUUGCCAAAACCCCUGAAUGUGCUUCUGCUCACAAGAAUUUGCUUCCCACUGAUACUCAGCCUUGUAUCUUCUUUCCUUCUCUUCGAUACCUAUCCACGCCCUCCCCAACCACAUUCGGAAAAACGUAUAAACUAUUUUGAUAGAAUUAUGAUUGCUAUUCUGAUAGAUAUGAUUGGAAUUUUUAACAUUUAAUAUUGAUCCUUGCUUUGAAGAAAAUUCUCAGACGCAAGUUAAAAAAAACAAGCUAAAAUGACCUGGAUGAACAGAACAGAAAGAAAUAAGAAAAUAAGAAAAUACUCUAUAGCUGACUAAACAUCACGUACAUUUCUCCUCUUCCCUUCAAUUUAAAAAUGACUAAUUAUUAUUCAUUUUUAGAUUUAUCUUACAGCCAAAUCUAUCCUGAUUCGCAAAAUACUACAAAGAAAGAGAACGAACGACUAAAAUAAACGAAAAAAGCAAAACUGUAUGUAUCUUCAGGUGAAGUAUUACAAAAAAUGCCUUGCGUUUAUCAUUGUUUAUGGGUAGGUAUAAUUUUUUGUUAAAACCAUUAUUAAAUACAACCUAGUACCAGAUUCUUUAUUUUAGCGUCAAUAAAAGGAAUUAAUGUUGCGCAGAACGAAAUGUUAAACGAACUGGAUGUCCGGAAUGAUUAACUGCCACUAUAGCUGGACUGAUUCUAAGUCAGAUAAUUUUAAUGACAGAUUAAAAGAUUAUUUAUUAAAAAUAAAUCUUGUGCGUUUAUUAGAAAAUUAUGAUACUGAAUAAAUGAAGUUUAUAGAAAA